Antrostomus carolinensis (chuck-will's-widow) is the source of this 1167-nucleotide messenger RNA. Its product is annotated as semaphorin-3G. The record is from RefSeq and is a predicted model, not a curated record. Gene Ontology annotation, molecular function: chemorepellent activity; semaphorin receptor binding. Lineage: Eukaryota; Metazoa; Chordata; Aves; Caprimulgiformes; Caprimulgidae. The annotation marks the transcript as partial. Gene Ontology annotation, cellular component: plasma membrane. The transcript is spliced from 9 exons. Gene Ontology annotation, biological process: positive regulation of cell migration; axon guidance; neural crest cell migration.
AGCUUUUGGGCACCAACCGCUCCGUCCUCUUCUUUGGCCACCAAGGCUUCCUGGGCUUCCGCUCCCUCUACCUGGAUGAGUACCGUGACCGGCUCUUCAUCGGGGGGAAGGAUGUGCUCUACUCCCUGCUCCUGGACAGGGCCAGUGCGGACGCCAAGGAGAUCUACUGGCCACCCCUCCCUGGGCAAACAGAGGAGUGUUUUCAGAAGGGGAAGGACCCAGGGUGUGAGCAGGAUCACGACAGGGAAGGACAUCCCUGCAUCUGGUCACGUCCUGGGCGCCAGGAAGAGGAAGGUCCCCAAGGGUUUGGGCUGGGUGUAGGAGCUGCUGCUGGGAGCUUGCUGGGCGGGGAGCUGUACACCGGCCUCACCGCGGAUUUCUUGGGCCGUGAUCCCGGCAUCUUCCGCAGCAUGGGGACCCGCUCCGCCCUGCGCACCGAGGUGGACCAGCGCUUGCUCAACGACCCCAAAUUUGUGGCAGCCCCCUUGAUCCCGGACAAUGAUGACCAAGACAACAACAAAGCCUAUUUCUUCUUCACGGAGAAGGUGGUGGAGACAGACAGCAAGGAGCAUGCCAUCGUCAGCCGGGUGGCACGGGUCUGCGUGAAUGAUGCUGGAGGCCAGAGAGUGCUGGUCAACAAGUGGAGUACGUUCAACAAAGCCCGGCUUGUGUGCUCUGUCCCCGGCCCUGGUGGCAUCGAUACCCACUUUGAUGAGCUGGAGGAUGUCUUCUUGCUGAGGACAAAGGAUAGGAAGAGCCCAGAGAUCUACGCCCUCUUCAGCACCACCAGUCACGUCUUCCAGGGCUCUGCCGUCUGUGUGUACAGCAUGGCUGACAUCCGGGAGGUCUUCAACGGGCCCUUCGCCCACCGGGAGAGCCCCCACCACCAGUGGGGCGCCUACGAGGGCAGGGUGCCCUACCCACGGCCGGGUGUGUGUCCCAGCAAGACCACCAAUCAGCCCCGGCAGCAGUACGGCACCACCAAGGACUUCCCCGAUGAGGUGCUGCACUUUGCCCGUGCUCACCCCCUCAUGUACAAGCCCGUGUACCCCCGGCACCGCCGGCCCCUCCUCGUGAAGACCAACCUGCCCCACCGCCUGCGCCAGCUCGUGGUGGACCGGGUGGAGGCCGAGGACGGGCAGCACGACGUCCUCUUCCUCGGGACAG